AUUAAAGAGUUCAUUGUGUUAUCUGACGCUGUACAUAGGAGCAGGGCAUCUUGCUCUAAUAUCACAUCAGGGAGGGUCUAGUUAUAUAGCAGGAGACUCUAAGUGUAGGGAUCUAAUUUUAUCAUUCUGCCUGUUGGAAUUUUCGCUGCUUGACUCGCUUUUGCCCAUCCAUACGUUGUAAUGUUAGCCGCGGAAUUGACACCCGGAAUAAUUGGAUAUCAAGAUUCUAUAAGCAAGGCCAGCGCAAAAAUUCCAAUAGAACUUCGCGCAGAGGAGAAGUUACAGCAAGACGAGCUGGAGAGGUUUCACCAGGAGAGGGAGGCCAAUAAACGUGAUGAAUAUGUUUUUCGUCUCCGUCUGUUAGCUUUGUUGGACAAUGAAAACAAGGAAAUAAGUGAUAAAAUCUCGUCCAUCCGUUAUCGAGGUGAUCUCAUAUUGAUCUGUAAUCAUCUGGAGGAGCUCCAUCAACUCCUCAAACUGAAACUUUAUAAGAAACGGUUCGGCUUUCUAGCCGCAAGAGAUUGUCGACUCCCAAGAAAGAUUAAAGGUCCACACUUGCAGAUGGGGACUGGUGAAAGAGCUGAAUUAAAUCAAAAUAAAUGGGAUGAUGUAAUUGACAUCUGCAUUAUUCGCAAAUUCCAUCAGCUACAGACAAUGCUCAAUGGAUUUAUAUCAAACCACAAUGAGCAGAGCUACGUCUUUCACUGGGAUAUGAAGUUGCAAGCCAUAGAAACCAUCUUCCUCAUGGGUCCAUUGAAGGUAUGCCAAAACCUUCAUUACAUGGCAUAG
This is a messenger RNA of Puccinia graminis f. sp. tritici CRL 75-36-700-3, 789 nucleotides long. RefSeq lists its product as uncharacterized. NCBI's taxonomy places the organism in Eukaryota, Fungi, Basidiomycota, Pucciniomycetes, Pucciniales, Pucciniaceae. The transcript has 5 exons. The record is from RefSeq and is a predicted model, not a curated record. Bases 181 to 789 code for a protein of 202 amino acids.